CAACAAUCAGAAAACGGUUGUGUUGUGUUAAAACAGUUUAUUUAUACUUUCAAUUAAUUAAUCUUAAAUUUAAACUGUUCAAAGUAAUAAAAGCAGUAUUAUUUGAGUAAGCGCUAAAGGAUGGCAUCAGUUAUAAACUAUAGACUAUGCCAUCAAAACUGCUGUGAUGAGUGACACCGACGAUACCGAUAUUCUUUUGCUUAUCCCGCCGAAUUUCUUCCUUGUGCCAAGUUCGGGCUCCGAAGGAUCACUUCUAGAUUCCUCUAGAACUGUCGUGCACAAGCCGUCUUGCACUGCUCAAGUAUUGGGGAAACUCGUCAACCAAGUGCACUCUCUUGAAAAUAGGUUAGAAAGUUUAGAGUUAAGUACUAACGAGAGUAUUUCUAGUUUUGGAGGAAGACGUAAAAGUUGUGAGACGGAAAGCUUUGACAGCCGGAGUCUCGACCGUAAGUGCUUUACGUUCCCACGCAGGCGGCGACGAAAGGUAUUAAAUAAAAGGGAUAGAAAACGAGACUGGUCCCUUACAAGUUUAGACUCAAUUGGCACAACACAUAUACCACCAUUAAAAUUCAAAGAUUUUCCUGAUAAAUCUUCGGCAAAUGAUACAAUAAGUAUGGAUGGAGACAUAAGCAGUAUUGUAUCUACACCUAGCAAGAAGAAUGAUAAAUUACUAUUACAUGAAAUUGAUGAAUUUUUGACUAAAGUUGAGUCAUAUGAAAUACCUGAUUCUAAAAUAAAAAAUGAAACAUCUCUUAGCCCAGAGAAUGUUAUUAAAGCUACAGGUGAUUACAUGACAAGGAAGAUGGACCAGAAAAUGGGUGUUGAUGAUAUCAAACUUCCGAGUGGUAGAAUUGUAUCCAGUAACAUAUUAGAUAAAUAUAUAUACCUGGUUAAGAAUAACACUGAAACAAUUGACAAGCCAACAUCAAGCAAUGUUAGAUCACAGUAUGCUGCAGAGGCUAAUUUAAAAUCGGUAUUAGAAAGCCAGAACUGCAGGCCCUUGAAAAAUGAAACAAAAUCUCCUUCCAGCAGAAAAUUAAAUUUCAUGGAUUCUAAAGAAAUCCAAGUUACAUCAACUCCGAAGAAACCUCAACCUUACUCAGACACAUUCCGUCCUUCUAGUAAUAAAAUCUAUGAUAGAGCCUCAAAGGUGUUGGAGCAGUACAAGUCUAAAAACUUUGGAAGUAAUUCUCAAAAUUCCAUGGCAGAUACAAGUCACUCUCUGUCUCCUAAAAAAGAUGAGUUCAAGAUGCCACAAAUGAGACCUUUUCCAGAGGGUAAAGACGGUUUGAAACUAAGUGAGUUUCGCAACAAGUACAUUGACACUAUAGACACAGAUUUAUUGAGCUUAAGUGAGAUGUGGGGUGAAAAAAGGGACAAGGGGGACAGGAUGGAGAGUGCAAAGUUAGAAGAAGAAAAAUUGAAAAGAGAGCAUUGCGAAUCCAUAAUCCAGCAAUUACAAAAGAAACUACUGGAGCAACAAGAGAAGCUGGCAGUUGCUGUCAAAGUAGACCACAGUAAGGACGAGGCCAUAUCCAAGCUCCGGGAGGCUUGGCUGAAGCUCACUAGCAGCCUGGACCGGGCCGAGGAGCGCCACAAGGCUGCACUGGACAAGAUGAUGCGGGAGGUUGACAACUUUAGAGCUGUUGCUGAUGCAGCACAGAAGAAAACUAGCCAUUUUGAAUCCGAGCUGUACAAAGCCCUAGACUUAGCCCAUGAUUACCAAGACAAGUGCAAGCAACUCAACCUGGAAAUGAAGCAGGUCAGGGCCAGCACAGAGAGUGCGCUGGCCAGCAAAGACCAGCUUUUAGCCAGCAAGGACAAGGAAAUACAGGUCUUGAAGGAAAACUAUGAGACUGUCAUGCGAUUGAAUAAACAGUCAACAGAUUGUGUAAAGAACCUGGAGGAUGUGUUGGAAAAGGAAAAAGCGGACCACAACGAAUCAAAGCAAAAAAUAGACGAGCUGUCCCAACGGCUGCAGUCCAUCGACGAAGAAACGGCCCUCGUACAUCAGGAGAGGGACCUUCUGAGGACCAAGAUAAACGAGGAGCGCGGCCGCUGCACCGUCCUGGAGCGCCAACUGGCCGAUAAACAGGACCAAUGUAGCGACCUGCUUAAUAAAUGCGACAAUCUCGAUGCUGAAGUGAAGUGCCUGCGGAAACAGUUGGAACUCCAGAAAAACGAGCUGAAGUGUCACUACCAGAAGCAGUUAGAGGACGCCGUGCUGGCCAAGCUACAGGAGUUCCAGCAGCAGCUGGAACACGCCGAGCGGGACCUGGAGAAUGACGCAAGGGGCAAGGAAAGCGCCAUGUUGGACACAUUCAAUAGGCAGGUCGCGAGGAUUGAGGAGCAACACAAAUUGGAGAUUAAAGUUCUGGAAGAGAAACAAAAAGAAGAGAUAAAAUUGUAUCGACUACAGCUGGCGCAGGCCAGCGAAAAAAUCGGCUUAUUAGAGAGUAAGCUGGAGUCCCACCGGCGGCGGCGCGGGCAGAUCGCGACGCAGCUGCACGGCGUGAUGCAGCAGCAGUGGCGGCAGGCCGUGCGCAUCCUCACCAGCGGCCAGGAAAAGCUACAAACUAUAAAUAUUACAGCGUCGACGCCGGCGCCCGACUUCGCGGGGAAGGUCCCGCCGCUGUCGCUGCCGCCGCGCCGCGACCGCGAACCCCUCAACUUUGAUGGAAUCUCCGACCACGAGCUUCAACACUACGUUAAGUUGCUGCUGACGAAGCCUCCGGCGCUGGACAGCACGGAGCGCUCGGCGUCGCCGCUCGAGGAGCCCACGAGCGACCGGCCCGAGCGCCGCGCGCGCCGCAGCCUCAACCACAGCGGUCCCAAGCCGCCCUGGAAGGCCUGACACGAACCGAGACAAUCACGGUUUCAAUAUUAACUCUUUAACGGGCAGUGGGAACACGU
Messenger RNA from Cydia amplana, 2913 nucleotides. RefSeq names its product centrobin (gene Cnb). Gene Ontology annotation, biological process: centriole replication; regulation of cilium assembly; centrosome separation. Bases 167 to 2854 code for a protein of 895 amino acids. Lineage: Eukaryota; Metazoa; Arthropoda; Insecta; Lepidoptera; Tortricidae. Gene Ontology annotation, cellular component: centriole; centrosome. The transcript is spliced from 9 exons. The record is from RefSeq and is a predicted model, not a curated record.